UUUACUUUACCUAGAAGGGGAUGGCUCCUCUUUUUACCAUCGCCCCGCGUCUUUUAUUUCGUUUGUUUAGUAACAAGGGACGAAUAAGGAAAGGAGUAUUCUUCUUUGUGGUUCCCAGUCGCAUUCCAAAUAAGGGUUUCCCUUCUUUGGACCAAAAAAAUUCCCCAUUCUGCACUCCACCCCUCUUCUCUCCCCGUCUUUUGCCAUUUUUGGGAUUGCUGGAGGUUCGAUUGUUGGGUUGGGGGGAGGAGGAGGGAGCUGAGAGGAUGGUGAGGGGGAAGACGGAGAUAAAGCGGAUAGAGAACGCGACCAGCCGGCAGGUGACCUUCUCGAAGCGGCGCAACGGCCUGCUCAAGAAGGCCUUCGAGCUUUCCGUGCUGUGCGAUGCCGAGGUCGCCCUCAUCGUCUUCUCCCCUCGCGGAAAGCUCUACGAAUUCUCCAGCUCCAGAUUUCGUGACGGUUUUGCUGGGCGGGAGCAGGAUCGAGUGAAUGCUAGUUAUAGUUUGUCAUCGAGAUUUAUUUAUUCCCAUUAUGUUCUCUUCUCUGUUCCGUGUUAUUUAGCGAAUUUUUGUGACUAUCUUCAUGUCUAUUUCUUUGUCGGGUUUUGUAGCCUUAUAUAUUUGCUAUUUUAGCAGGUAUGCGGUAUUUGUUAUGCCUUACGGAUUCUGGGUGUAUUAUGACGACCCGUCCUGCUAGUAAUAAUAACUUGUUAGACUCAAACAAUCGGCCCAAAAUGCUUAAAAGCUCAGUUUUUAUCACUAGCGUGCAAGGCCUCUUAGGAUUCGAUCAGAAUUAUUUUUCCAUCCAAUAUAGGACUAUUGGGGUGGUACAGACUCCCUCUGUUUAGAUUCUGACGUUCUCAUCGGGUCCAAACUCAGAUUAGAGACAUUUAGACUAGAAUUAUCAGGCGAUAUGAUAUUCUAGAGGUGGCUUCUACGAGUUCAAGAGGUGGCUCCCACCUAACCUGUUGGUGUAGCAUUUUGCCCCACAUAGCACUUAGCUCUCACGCUUUCGGCCAAUAUUCGACUCUGAUACUAAUUAUAACGAUCCGAUCUGCUAGCAAUAAUAAUUCGUUGGGCCUAAACCAUCGGCUCAAAAUGCUUAAGCCCAGUUAUUAUACAGACUGUCCAAAUCCAGAUCACAGACAUAUUGAUUAGAAUUACAAGUGAUGUGAGAUUCUAGAGAUUGCUCCUACCAAACUCGUGGUCUAGCACUUUGCCCCGCAUAGUACUUAGCUCUCACAUUUUCGGCUAGUAUUCGACUCGGAUACCAAUUGUAACGACCCGACUCGCUAGCAAUAAUAGCUCGUUGGACCUAAACAACCGGUCCAAAAUGCUUAAUCCCAAUUUUUUAUUACUAGCGUGCAAGGCCUUUUAUAAUCCAAUCAAAAUUAUUUUUUCAUCCGAUAUGGAACUAUUAGGGUGUUACAUAGUAAUUGCAUUUGGGCGGUUACUAGACCCAAAAGGUUAAAAGGUUUAAGCGUGAUACGGAUAUAGUAAUUUUAGGAUGGGCGAUCCCGCUGGAAAGUGAGGUGUCACAGUCAGUAUGAGAGGAGUCUCGAGCCAAAGUCUGAAUAAUAGACUAAGUCAGGAUUGUGAAUGACAAGCUAAACUAAGGUUUAGAUGACAAGACUAACAAGACGAGUUUCAAAUCACCUGGUGCUUGUAAGCGUGUUGGAGUUUGACGAGGACGUCAAGGCUUAAAGGAGGGAGAAAUGUGAUACUUUCAGGAUUUGGAAUAGUCUUAUAUAUAAGAUAUAAUAAGGCUAAACCUCUUAACCCAGUCACAAUAUUUUGGGUGGUGGUUAGGCCCAGAAGGUUAGAAGAAUUAAGUGUGUUAGAGAUAGAGUAGUUCCAAAAUAGAUGUCUCUCUUGAAAAGUGGGGUGUCUUUAGCACGCAUAGCUAUCACUCAAGAGCUUCAAUACAUUUUAAGUGCAUGCUCAUCUUUAUUUUCAUUCUCGUUGAUGCUCUGGUUAACAGAUAGAAGUUAGAUUCACUUAGAUGGACAUUUAAUAUUGAUUUGAUGCUUUUUAUAAAAGUUUUUUUAGUGGUGGCAAUGUAAAUUACAUAACUAAUCAAGGAUUCAAGUGCCGUUGCACGGAAUUGUGCCAGAAACUCGCCGGCAGCACGGUGCGUGCCGGGAGGUGCGGUGCCGAUGCAUGCUGAUCGCAAAAAAUACAUGUGUGCCGAUAUAUAAUGAUAUGAAAUAUUUAUUUUCUUCAACAACAAAAUAUCCUAACUGUUUAUUCUGUAUCUUUAUCAAUUUUUUUGAAUUUUAUUAAGAAAAUUACUUACUAAUUCAAAGAUAUCGUAUCGAUAUCUUGUUGGCAUGAUGGGGCACCGUAAAUAUGACCCGUGUCGAUGGGCACUUAAAUCCUUGCAAUUGAUCUUUUUAGAUUUGAAGAUAAUAAAGUAAGGACAAUAUAGUUGAGAGCUGAAUUUUCGUUGGAUUUCAAUUUUUGGCGGAAGUCAACUUUCUGGUAACUAGAUAUGCCUUAGUGGUAUAGAUUGUGCUAUGUUUAGUGGCAAACCAUCAAGGGAUAAAAGUAGAAAAACUUGAAACAUAAUUUUUGCUUUUUUAAUUUUACUGUGUUCUUUGUGAAGUGCAAUUACAUAUUUUGUCAUGUGAAAUUAUAUUGCAUAAUUAGGAGUUUUAAUUCUACACCCGCAUGUUUGUAGCAAUAAUCAUAUUCUCCUCUUAAAAAUCUUAAAGUAUUAGUGAAUGAAAGUGAUGCCACUGCUGGUGAAAAUUUUAGAGCUCAAGUAUUUUUUUUGGGGAUGCUUUUGAGCUAGUUUUCUCAUUGGCACCCAAAAAAGUACUCUCAAAAUAUUCAGCUGGAUCUUAGACCUUAAAAUGCAUGGCACAAACGUGGCAAAUAUGUGUUAGUACUGCUAGGUCAAUGCAAGAUGAUUUCUCCGAGUUAAUUUGCCUCCACUGAGGCACACAAGAGAUAGGUGAUUGUGAAGUGUAACGAGAGAAAGGAGAUAUAAUUGAAGAGAUCUUGACUUGACUGGUAGGUCAAGAAGUAUAAGUCAGUAAAUUUGAAGGGAAAAAAACUUGAUAGGGUCUCUCUUUGACAAAAUGAAAGAAAUCCAUGUUGUUUUCUUGUUUUGAUAAAUGAAAGCCAUUUUGUCAAGUUCGGAAAGAGAGUUCGGAUUUUUUUUUUUGAGUUAGUCAUAGAUGAUCGGAUAUUCAAGUAGAAUUGUCUAUCGAACUGUGAGCGUUAAAGCACCAUUAUACAAUAUUCUUUAUAAUCAACUUUUUUGUGAAAGUGGUGACAAUCUAGUUUGAGCGUGCAUCAGAUCAUGGAGGAAGUUGAUUAUGUAAUUAAAGUAAAUCAUACAGAUAAAAAUAUGUUUAAAGAAAUGGCUAAAAAUGUGAAACCUUAGUCUCGGAGGUAGAGGUUCAUGGAGUUUGUAUGCUUGUGAAUGUUACUUAUAUGUUCAUUCGAGAUUAUCUAAAAAUGUGGAGAACAUUCAAUGCACUUUAUAUGAAUUUUUUAGCUUCUAUCUUUGUUAAUCGACAAA
Ananas comosus (pineapple) is the source of this 3528-nucleotide messenger RNA. Its product is annotated as MADS-box transcription factor 50-like. Gene Ontology annotation, biological process: positive regulation of transcription by RNA polymerase II. The coding region runs from base 21 to 632 and encodes 203 amino acids. The record is from RefSeq and is a predicted model, not a curated record. The transcript has 3 exons. Lineage: Eukaryota; Viridiplantae; Streptophyta; Magnoliopsida; Poales; Bromeliaceae. Gene Ontology annotation, molecular function: protein dimerization activity; RNA polymerase II cis-regulatory region sequence-specific DNA binding; DNA-binding transcription factor activity, RNA polymerase II-specific. Gene Ontology annotation, cellular component: nucleus.